GUGGAACUCGGCCACAGAGGUUCUGAUUUUCAAUGCCAGCACAGUCUCUGAAAAAACGUUAAACUCCUGGUUUGGCACGUACAAGUGCAGAGUUUCUAACAAUUACCAAGAAGUGAAUGUUGAAUUUACUAUAUCUAAGAAAGGAAUUGUUGCCCCAAAAGUUGCUGAAACUGGAUUUGAACUUUGGUGGAUUGCCAUUAUAGUUGCUGUACUGCUGAUUAUUAUUAUUAUUCUUAUUAUAUUCUGUUGUAUCAAGAGAAACUAUCCUGGAGAAACUUAUCAGUUGGAAAAAACUGAACUUAAACAUCAUUUGAACCCAAAGGAAGAAUUGCUCAACCAAUCAUUUCCAGAAGUUUAA
Candidula unifasciata is the source of this 358-nucleotide messenger RNA. NCBI's taxonomy places the organism in Eukaryota, Metazoa, Mollusca, Gastropoda, Stylommatophora, Geomitridae. The record is from the annotation of a GenBank genome assembly.